CAAAUUUCCAUCUAGCAGUUACUUCCGUUGAUACAAACUAUAUCUCUUAAAGCGGUUAAUUAUUCACUCCAACCUUGAUUAGAUGCGUCACGUCCAAUGCAUGGCAAUACCGGGUGGGCCUAGCCGUACAAGCGUUUCCUGACCCGCUGUACAUGGCAAGGCUUAAUUGUUAGUGAGGGUUAUAUAUCUUUGUCAACGCCACCAGGUGCUUUUAUUAUACUUCUCUACUAUAUGCCACCGAUGUCUAAUCACGAUCCAACUACGCCAAAGAGCUCGGGUUCCAUUAGGAAAUCAGCCCUGUCUUUGAAGAGAAUGUUUGGUGUCUCGAGGGUGAGGUCCAAGACACGGGAGGUUCCACCCCUGGAUGUGGUUCAAGUUUUGACACCUCCUCCAUCCUCCCAGAAAGACAAUAGCAUGCCCCAUGACCACAGUUUUGACUCACCCUUGGGCCGCCUAUCUCAGUCUACCCGAGGGCCGCUUUUCGGUAAUAUAUUUGAGGAUUCCCCAUCACAGUCUCCCAGAGUAGCAUCUGUUGCGUCUCAUGACAGUCAGUCACUGCCCAGAAGCCUCAUUGAUACCACCUCGGUAUUUUUUAACGAACCCCCCACCUCCUUCCGCAAUACCAACGAUAACUUCGUUACACGCAUGUGUUGUUUCUGCUCAGAAAUGAUGGUAAACAGCCUACCGGGAGAACGAUACCUUAGUUUGACCUGUUCCCACCACGCCCAUUAUGAUUGCUACAAGUCGAUGGUUGACCCGGUGCAUGUAGAAACAUUGCCAGAGUGUUUCAUUUGCAAGAAAAAGACCCAAUGUGACGAUGGUUUUAUACAGGCAAGAAUUAUCCGGGAGGUUCUUACUUCGGAAGAGAGGGAGGGUCCUUUCCAAUCCCCGGGUAAUAUACAACCUUCCUCGACCAUAUCUGCUCGCUACGCGCCCACUCCUGUCACUCCUGUUAGCAAAAGCCUCCUGGCACAGCUCUUGACUCCGCCACGCGCGGGUGGAGGAGGGAAAGAGCCAGACACGAUUAGUUCACCUCUUUCUGGUUAUGGAACUUUGGCUUCGGUGAUCAACUCGGGUGAACAUUUUUGGCUUCGCAACAAAGAUAAUAGAGUCCAACAACUUUUGAGUCCACAAGUGGAUAUAAUUUUGGAAAACAAAGAUUUAACCUUUGGAAGAUCUUCCCCCUUGACUGUACCAUUACUCCUCGAGAUCAAACCCCCCCUUGCCUCCGCGAACCUGUCUUACCCGAGACAUGAUAUUCCCGAAGAGUGGGCUCUGGAUGAGGACUUUCAGUUGCGCGAAGCCAUUGCUGCUGAAGUUAUUAUCUUUUUGAAAUCCCGCUUGCCAGUUUUCUCAAGGUUGCACUCCACGUUCGGGGAUUUGAUCGUGUUGGACUCGUUUGAGUUGAGUGUUGAUGGUAAGAAGCGGGACCCUGUCCAGCUCUACCUUUUUACCAAGGCUCUCCUCAUCUUGAAUCCGGAUUCGAGUGCCAUUCUUGGACAGAUCAAUCUAACCGAGAAUAUUGUUUCGCUCAACAAGAUUGAUGAUUACUCCUUGAUUAUUGACUUGCGCAUUUCGCCCUUACUUGAGUUGCAUCUCUACUCGAAGAACCCUAUCGUCACGCACAAAUGGGAAAACCUCUUGACUAAACGCAUGCUUAAUAUUGGUGUUCGUCGUCUACCAUUAUUACAACUCACCACAAAUUCCUGGCCGUUUUUAAAGGUUAUCACCGGGCUGAGCAAUGUUGAAAUACCAUCGUCAGUGAAUGUGGCAAACCGGCCCCUUAACAAGCAUCUGAAAUUUUCCAUGGACGUGUUGAGCAGAUCCAUCCCACCCCCAUUGCCCUUGCCGGUAGUCCUAAUUGUGGUGAUGUCGUUGGUAAAUACCACCAACUUCUCGUCGCAGGCUUACACAGCCAAGAUGAAAUCCCUCUUGGUCAUAAUCCGUCAUAGCCUUAAACCUGGCGAUAAACUCGGGCUUGUGUUUGUCGGAAAAAAUGGAAGGGGUGAGGCUUGCAAGAGUGGCACUUUUGUGGGGUGUUUGGACCCUACAUGGGAUGGCUGGCAAACCAUAAUAGAUGGACUAAGGACUAUCGAGCCCUCUUUGCCCGAUAUCACACCUGAUGGGUACGAGGAAAUCAUGUUUGGCUUAGAAAACGCGUACAAGUUGAUCUCCAUGUUACCCUCGCUGCUACGCGAUAACAGGUCUAUUAUCAAGGAAAUCGUCUGCUUUUUACAGCCUGUACAGUCUGUGCCCCCUACUCCUGAGUACUGGGAAUCACAAUUACGCAAAUGUCUCGAAUUCUUGUUUGACUAUUUAUUUACCAUCCGUGUGGUGGUCGUGGGAAGCUAUUCGGCUAGUCAUGAGAAGCUAAUCGAGAUUGGGGCUGUGUUCUCGAAGCAAGGGUCCGAUGGGGCUACACACGAUAAAGAUUCAAACCAUAACGCGGUUAUAAACUAUUCUUUUCGUGUCAAGAGGUUUCAGUCCUUGGACGAGUUGGAAGCUGGGUUGGACGACUUUUUGGUCGGAAUCCAGCAAAUAUUAAUACCCCAAGUCAGGAUCAAGCUUGAAUCGGCAUUUCCAGAGAUUUUCCGAUUCAGUAAGGUGGAAAACGAUGGGGAGUUUGUUGAAUUCGACACUGGACACCUUGAGUUCAAUGUGAAUGACUUGCAUCAACGUACCAACAAGACGAUUCUGAUUCAAAUGCGCUUGCAAACUAAAAGCCUCAUCCCCCAGGGAAGGCUGUUCACUGAGGAGUUCCGGCGGUUUGAAUUGCUCAACUUUAGCUUUACAUGCUUGUCUAAGGCAGUUUCCCAUAGCUCGGUCUGUGCAAAUUUCAAGAUGACGCAUGAAGAUAGGGAAUGGGAUGAAAGUAUUUUUUACCCCUUGGAUCUGGUGAGUACUAGUUCGAUUAUUCCCCAACAAGUUGAAAUGGCGGAUAAUCACAUGCUGUUAAUGGACUUCCCAUUGCUUGUCAUGCCGGUUUCGUCUCCAAAAGAUUGUGCCUUCUCAAAGAGACAAUUGGAGCGGAUAAUUUCCUCAGCCAUGAAGAGGCUUAUCGGGGCCAUUGGUAAGCAGCUGUCUGGAUCCUUUACGCUCACCAUGUUAUGUGAGAGUAUUUUACGAGAAACCAUGUCGGUAGUAUUUGGAAUUAUCAGGAAUUGCAAACACACCCCUAGCAAGACUAGCUUUUCCAGUGAACCGGAUGAAAUAGCGAGGGAGAAUCACUUGACGUACAUGUAUACCCUACAGGAGUCCUUGAAGAGUAUUUACCAAAGGUUUCAAGGGGUCGGAAACAGUCGUGAUGAUGUGUUAAGUGCCUGUCAGGAUUUACGGUAUCACUGCAUGUUGCAAGACUGAGCAUUAUCUGGUGUCUAUAGUGAGAUUUUAUGAUGCAAGUACAUGUGGCUGGUGGAACGCUAAAGGGAGAUAUUUUGGUAUGCCUCAUGCAAGCGUAUAUGAAUGACACGGAAGAGCGCUAUUGCUUAGGGAACGUUACGUAGAAGGUUAUUAAGCCCAAAAUCUGUGUAAUAGAUAUAUUGCAUAAAUCAUAGUUUG
Messenger RNA from Babjeviella inositovora NRRL Y-12698, 3558 nucleotides. It is a transcript of the gene FAR1, whose product is annotated as cyclin-dependent protein serine/threonine kinase inhibiting protein. The transcript has a single exon. Bases 232 to 3360 code for a protein of 1042 amino acids. The record is from RefSeq and is a predicted model, not a curated record. Lineage: Eukaryota; Fungi; Ascomycota; Pichiomycetes; Serinales.